AUGGAUCCAUUUAUCCCAGCCCAUCAUCUUAUGACGCUUAUUAUUUUCUCCGUUUUCACGAAUCGAGGAAUACUGCAGCACUCGCAUCUACGAGUCCAAAACAUAUCGCCUUUGGAAUUCGCAAACCAAUCUGUCCUGGGAGAUUUUGCUUCAACCCAAGUCAAGCUUGCUGUAGCUAAGAUUCUUUUGGCUUACGAUGUCAUGAUAGUUCAAGAGACACCUUCAAUGAUAGAGUUGGGGUCUGAAAUGCUAGGUGAUCUAACUGCAGAGCUGGAGGUCAGAAAACGAAAAGAUUGA
Messenger RNA from Penicillium coprophilum, 297 nucleotides. RefSeq names its product Cytochrome P450. The record is from RefSeq and is a predicted model, not a curated record. Bases 1 to 297 code for a protein of 98 amino acids. The transcript has 2 exons. NCBI's taxonomy places the organism in Eukaryota, Fungi, Ascomycota, Eurotiomycetes, Eurotiales, Aspergillaceae.